This is a messenger RNA of Zophobas morio, 893 nucleotides long. RefSeq lists its product as uncharacterized. Gene Ontology annotation, biological process: DNA recombination; DNA integration. NCBI's taxonomy places the organism in Eukaryota, Metazoa, Arthropoda, Insecta, Coleoptera, Tenebrionidae. The transcript is spliced from 2 exons. Gene Ontology annotation, molecular function: DNA binding. The coding region runs from base 1 to 888 and encodes 295 amino acids. The record is from RefSeq and is a predicted model, not a curated record.
AUGUUAAAACAAACUCUUAAAUUAAAAGAAAAUGUGGAUAUUUCAAAAUAUUAUAAAGUAAUUGCUUUUCUCAAACGCAAAAAUGAUUCCUACACACCCAAAAAGGCGGCUGUUUUUGAGAAGCAUCAAAUCACAAAAUUUAUUUUAGAAGCACCUGAUGAAAUUUUUCUUUCGUCUAAGGUUAUUCUCAUUAUAGGAAUUGCAGGAGCUUGUCGGACAGAUGAGCUCUGCAACAUGAAAAUGACAGAUGUAGAUACACGAGAGGAUAUGAUAGUCAUAAAUAUCCCUCAAACAAAAACAAAAUCUUCUCGAAAAUUUGUCAUUAUGGAGCCCACCUGGAUUGAUGUGGUUAAAAAAUACUUGACAAAAAGGCCGUCUCCUGAUAUGGCAAGGCUUUUCAUUGGGUUUAGAGGUGGAAAACCGACUAGACAAAACAUGGGACAUAAUACGAUAAGCAAGACACCUUAUAAAAUAGCUCAAUACCUACAACUGCCAAAUGUCGACGAAUUUACUGGCCAUACAUUGAGGCGAACAUCAGCGACUAUUUUGGCUGAUAUGGGUGGGGACAUAUUAUCACUCAAACGCCAUGGGGGCUGGAAAAGCUCAAUGGUUGCUGAAGGGUAUGUUGAGGAGUCUCUCACUGACAAAAGAAGAAUUGCAAAUAUAAUUCAGGGAACACCUCAUCACAUUAACCUACCUGCUCCUAGCUCUUCCAAUAUUUUAUGUGAGAGGAGUGAAGAAGUGUGUAAUGAAAUGCCAUCUACUUCCACACAUGCUGCUACAAACAGUGAAAUAACUAUACCGGUGGAGAACUUUACCUCCAAUCGCAAUACAUCGGGAAUCAAUAUGACGUGCCACAACUGCACAAUUAACUAUUAUUUCAAAUAAUUAUA